AUCCUGCAAAGCGCUGAGUGGCUUAGUGAAUCCAAGGGCGAGCAGAUAUAUCCGUAGGUCUUCAUCGAAGGCGUUAGGACCCGGAAGACCUGCCUCCCGCUCUCUUCCUCUCGGUCUUCCUCGGUCUCUCUCUCUCUCUCUCUCUCUCUCUUUGCGCUCUGCGGGACUUGAGCCGGGAGACAAGAGCGCCAACAAACAGCUGCGACCGCUCGAGCCAGCCAAAGAAGAGAGAGGGAGAGAGAGAACCGGGUGUCGCCGUUUCCCCAUCGCUCCCUCGCUCUCUUUUUCUCGGCUCCCCAAGAACUGAACCUCUUUUCAGCUGACUCGGAGCUCCCAGGCAGCCCGGAGGUCCCGCAAUGAGGCGGAUCCGGGCUAAUGCCAUUGCGAUCCUGACCGUAGCUUGGAUCCUAGGCACUUUCUAUUACUUGUGGCAGGACAGCAAGCCUCAUUCGGCCGCGUCCAGCCGGUCUCCCAGCAGCAGCAGCAACGGCGGCGGCGGCGGCGUUAAGAGUGGGCAGAGAAGCGCCGGCAAAGUCGAGCUCCAUAAAGAAGAGAGGACCGUCCCCCUUCUCGCAUCCAAGCUACCACAAGCUGAGAAAAAUGGCUUAAGAGGAUUUGAUGAAAAGGCCUAUGUAUCAUCAAAGCUACUGAAGGCUGGAGAAGACCCUUAUCGGCAACAUGCUUUCAAUCAGUUGGAGAGUGACAAACUGAGCAGUGACCGGCCCAUUAGAGACACUAGACAUUACAGAUGUGCAUCUGUUCACUACACCGCUGACCUGCCGGCCACAAGCAUUAUUAUCACUUUUCACAACGAGGCUCGGUCCACAUUGCUCCGUACAGUGAAAAGUGUUCUAAAUCGCACUCCUGCAAACUUGAUUCAGGAAAUAAUUUUAGUGGAUGAUUUCAGCUUGGAUCCUGAAGACUGCCAACUACUUACCAGAAUCCCAAAAGUCAAGUGUCUACGCAAUGGACGUCGAGAAGGUCUAAUCCGCUCCCGAGUACGAGGUGCUGAAACAGCAACAGCUGAUAUUCUCACCUUCCUGGAUAGCCACUGUGAAGUGAACAGUGAAUGGUUGCAGCCAAUGCUUCAGAGAGUAAAAGAGGAUUAUACUCGAGUAGUGAGUCCUAUCAUUGAUGUCAUCAGCUUGGACAAUUUUGCCUAUCUAGCAGCAUCAGCAGAUUUGAGAGGAGGAUUUGACUGGAGUCUUCAUUUUAAAUGGGAACAGAUUCCCAUUGAGCAAAAGUUGUCCCGGACAGACCCUACCCAAUCUAUUAGAACACCUGUCAUAGCAGGAGGAAUCUUUGUGAUAAAUAAGUCUUGGUUUAACCAUCUUGGAAAAUAUGACACACAGAUGGAUAUCUGGGGAGGAGAGAACUUUGAGCUUUCUUUCCGUGUCUGGAUGUGCGGAGGUAGCUUGGAGAUUGUCCCCUGCAGUCGAGUGGGUCACGUUUUCAGAAAACGCCAUCCAUAUGACUUCCCCGAGGGCAAUGCAUUAACCUAUAUCAAAAAUACCAAACGUACAGCAGAGGUAUGGAUGGAUGAAUACAAACAGUAUUAUUAUGAAGCCAGACCUUCUGCCAUUGGAAAGUCAUUUGGAAGUAUUGCAGACCGAGUGGAACAACGGAGGAAGCUGAACUGUAAAUCCUUUCAAUGGUACUUGGAGAAUGUCUAUCCGGAACUCAAAGUCCCCGAAAAGGAGCUGAUUCCAGGGAUCAUCAAGCAAGGAGCAAACUGCUUGGAAUCUCAGGGCCAGGAUACCGCAGGAAAUUCUCUAGCUGGGAUUGGAAGUUGUAAAGGGUCAGUGAACAAUCCUGUUGCUACUCAGGAGUGGAUUUUCAGUGACCCUUUAAUCAGACAGCAGGACAAGUGCCUCUCAAUCACCUCCUUUUCUACUGGCUCACAGGUCACAGUCGAGGCCUGCAACCAGAAAGAUGGCAGACAGAAAUGGAAGAUGAAAGGUAGCUUCAUCCAACAUUUUGUCAGUGGCCUAUGCUUAGAAAAUGAGUCCAGCAGAUUAGUGACCAACAUCUGUCAGUCGGAUAUUCUGGGUCAACAAUGGGAGCUGCUCCAAGCCACAUGAUGGUUGCCCAGCAUCUUUUGGUUCUGAUACUUUUUGCAUGAGACUCUGGGAACGGAAGGGGCUAGGGUGGGGUAUGAAUUCUGGUUUUCUUUAAACCUAAAUGUUUUGACUAUGAUCCUCAGCCAAUAACCAUUUCAGAUGAAAUGUCACUGUUUUUGGAUUUAUGUUAAAGAAGAAGUCGAAGCUAUAUGGCAACAUCAGUCGAAAUGGCCCAUCUUGUCCCACUUUGAGUAACAGUGGGAAAUGGGUGUGGAAGAAUCUGUCUCAGUAACCAAUAUGUGUUUAAGCCUGACUGAUAGCAGUUCCCUUCCAUUCCUUUGUCUCCAGAGAAACCUGUGGUCUAUGAUCCCAUGGAGUUGCUGCAGUUGAUGUCUGUGACUAUAUGCUUGAUGUGAACUCCUGAUGAGUUUGCUUGAUUUCAGACAUGUCACCUCUCAUUUUGCAUGUGUGUCAUACUGUUUGAUUUAUGGAAAGGAUGGCAAGAAAAGGGGGCGGGCUCGGUUAUGGAAAUGCACAUCAUUGAGGGAAAUUGAGGCAGAGGUAAAGCUUUUUUUGUUUUUGUUUUCUGAAUGUGUUUGAUUACUGGAGCAGAUUGAAAUCAUCCCUUCAGAGAAAGGGCUCCUUGGUAUCUCUGGCAGGUAGGAUUGAUAAAACUUCAAGAAGAAAGCUAAACUAGUCUUCAUCAAGAAAGAUACCUGGUAUGUUUCUUAUGCUUUAAACCUGAAGCACAGAAAUAUUGUUAAAAAGUACACAAACAAAGGCUCCCUUUUUCUACCCUCUGGAGAGAACACACAUUAUUUCCUUCUGCUUUCAUCAAUAUGUGCUUGGUGUACAAUUGUGGGGAAAAGGCAGCUCAUGAUAACAAUUCUGUAUUUUUGCAAACACAGCUUGGGCUGAUGGCCAAAGGGUCAACUUGUGCUUGUAUUUUUCCACUCAGUCCUUUUAGGUUAAUCAAAAUUGGAUUUCUUUCUAAGGGCCUAUCACCUAUUUCUCAGCCUAGUUCUGUCUGGGGAAUCUUUUGGAGCCAAGCCCAAAACAAAGCUCUUUUUCCUUAUGUGUGUAUGUGCUCACUGAAAAACAAGAACCUAGACUGUUAGCCAAGAUUCUCACAAUAAUUCCAUAUCACCCAGUAAAGUGCAAAGAAUGUGACCCUUGAUGCCUUUACUGAUGGCAGAAUGGCAGUGCUAACUCUGAAUUCAUUUAAGAAAGCUAUUUUUAUGAACAUUUGUUUGGGAAUCACAGCUGAAUAGAUCAGAAGGAGUCUGGUAGCAUCUUUGCCAACUAAUUAAUUAUGUUAAAAGGCAUAAGUUUUCAGCUAAUGCAACUCACUCUAUCAUAAUGCAUCUGAUGAAGUAAGCUGCAGUUCACAAAUAUUUAUACCUUUUAAUAAAAUUGGUUAGUUGGAAAAGGUGCCACCAGAUCGCUUCUGGUUUUUGGCUACCAUAGACUCACACAUCUCUCUUCUUACAAAGUCAUCUGAAUAAAGUGAAAGUUAUUUCUAAAUAAAUGCACGCAGGAUUAAACUAAACAUCAUCUGUAUGUCAAUGGAUCUGAGAUUGACUACAUUGGUUAAGCAUCAGCAGAAUGUCAGCCUGUUUACCAACUGAUGAAGCCAUAUGCCAAGAUAUUAGGUCUUAGUUAUCAAAUCUGAAUUUGAGACAACAUACUUGAUGGGCCUUUUCUGUUAGUUAAUUGUCAAAAUAUUAUGCUCUCUUCCACUCUGAUUUGAAAUAUGAAAGUAACAGAAGAUGUAAGCUAUACUUAAAUGGCCAUUAUUACUCUAAUCAAUGAAUUGGUCAUUUGCACAACAGGAAUACUCUCUGCUUGUCAAUCAUCUCCAGUAUUUAAAAAAACCAUUCCCAUAUAGACAAAAGUAACAUCAGGAUUACUCCAACAAUAUCUUUAGCUGCAAAUGUGAAGGAUCGAUAUCACUAAACCUUAAGAAAGUCCUCCCCUAAGCACCUAAUUAUUUCUAAUGGGUUAUAUUGGACUGCAUUUUGGUGACCUGAAAGCAGCUCUUCAGCCCAUUUCUGGGAGAAAAUAUGAAGAGUUUAGGAGGUUUUUCGAAGUAGUAAAAUACAGUUUAUGGAGACUCUCAAUAUUGUAAGAUCACUCACUUUGUAUAACUUCUGUAUUAUAUGUAGCAAAAACUGAAAACUUUCCUUUAAUGUAAGAAACGGUUUGACAGUUACAAAGAUUUGAAUGUUCAUAUUAUUUAUUACGAAUGGCAUCUUGUAUAUAUCUACCCAGAAUAAUAAAUUCAAGGGAAUUUAAUACCCAAGAAAAGAGUACAGAAUUGCAGUGUGAGGGCAUUUUAGGAGUGCAGAUAGACAGGUCGUUCCUAUCACCACCAAUGGAAAAAAAAUUGUGAAUCAAUCCUUCUGUGGACAACAGUUUGAUAAUAAGAAAAAAAAUGUGGCAAUGACAGUAGAAAGAAGCAAGGAGGCUACAACUGGAAGACGUGUCAUCUGAUCCCCUGUAAUAUUUGGUGAACUGAUUAUGUGCUAUCAAAUCAUUUUCGACUCCUAGCAGCCACAUAGAUUUUCUCCAUGAUAAUGUAUCCCUACUCUGUUCUUUAAAGUCUCCCAAUGGUGCACUCUUUGCCACUGUAACUGAGACCAUCUACCUUGUUACUUAAAGGUGAGGGAUUUGCAUAACAAAAUACUCCAGAUGUUACAUCUGUUUCUGAACUAGAUAUUUUAAGAUGCCUGGGUUUCAAUAACAGCCCCAGCCUGGGAAUCCCAUCCAGUCAGGAUGCUUCUAGGUAUUUUCUAUUGUGCAGUAACCAAAUAUUCCCAGAACAUUUUUCAGUGGGGUUGUAUUGUGUUGGUUAAGGGAGCUCAACCAAUCUCAUUGUACAUAUGUUGUGCAUUGACAAUAAAGAUUUGAAAUUGAAAAUUGGGGGGUGGGGGUGGAACCAGUGGUGUGAUUCAAAUAAUUUAACAACUGUUUCUCUGCCCUAAUGACCAGUUGGGUAGGCAUUUCUCGGUGGUCGUGUGAUUGGGUGGUUGUGGCCAACUCGACAUCACUCAUGAUGAGGGGUGCUUCGCCUCGCCAGGCCUCUCAUAAUGCUGCAAAUUGGAAAACGGUCAUAAGUCACUUUUUUCAGUGCCAUUGUAACUUUGAAUGGUCACCAAAUGAACGGUUGUAAAUCAAGGAUUACCUGUACAAAAAUACAAAAAGCUUCUUUGCUUGCAAAAAGCUGCCCUAAAUACCAAUGAUUAGAUUAGAAAUACCUGCAAGCCAGAAUUAUAAAUCAGAAAGGGUGUCAGAGCACCUUGAGAAAUUAAAAUAGUUAAAAUGCAAUGAUAACUAUCAGCAGCCAACUCUUGCUCAUAAAGUGAAAUCCUUUAGCAGAGAGGUCAUUUAAAUUCUCCAGAAAGUGGGUGGGCAUAUUUACAAAAUGCUGAGCUAAAGAGACAAAUUAACAAAUUAUAUAGGGGACCCAGGUCCAAGUCUCCCAAGCUUUUCAGGAUCACAAUAAAAUUAGUACAUGCCACAGAUUUCUAAAUAAACUUCAAGCCUGGUGCCAUGUUACUAAGCCUUAUUAUCAUGAGAGAAAACUAAAAUUAAUUUGAGGAUCUACAACCCUAACUCCUUUUUUAAAUCUUACUAUCAGUGAGCAAUCAUAUGCCUUGGCCAUUCCAAAGCAAUGCAAGAGACUCCUGUCUCAAAGGUGCUUUUUCAAGAGGCAACUGGACUUUCUGGAAACCAAGAAAGUCCAGUUGCCUCUUGAAAAAAGCACCUUUGGGACAGCCAUGACCUGGAUGACUGAAGAAUCGCCAUAGACAAGAGACACCUGUGCUCAGUGAACUGACAAAGCAUCCUUUCACACCCAGGAGAAGCAAUCCUUAGAUUCAUUUGCAUUACUUAAAGAUACCAGCUGGUCUCACCUCACAAGAUAUCCAAAGGAAAUCAUCCAGAUUUAAGGAAAGAUCACAUGCCCACAGAAAGGCAGUAAAAAAAUCAGUGCCAAGCUUGCAUCCUGCCUCUUGGAAGUACACCCCAAAAGGACAGUGCCAGGAACCACUAAAGCAGUGUAAAAAACUUAAAACAAUCCUUCCCCUUUAAGAAAGUCAAGCCCCUAAUAAGGCAAAGAAAAGCAAAGUACCAGCAAAGAAAAAAAAAACCCUCUGGGGAAGCUUAGGCAACAGAAAGUCUGGGCAUACUGCCAAGAACCUUUAGCUGUUUCAAUGUAAUAAGGCUUAACCGGAGAGGCAGUUUCUGUAAGCAGAGCAAUAAAGAUAAGGAUUAGGCUAGAAACAACACCAGAAUGUUUCCUUCCUGCCUUCCUGACAGAAUUAGCUCUGUAAAGUGGAAAAAAACAAAAGGCUUUUGGAAGGAGAUUUCUUCCAACAACUGGUUCUCCCAAAUAGGUGCAAACCAGCUGAAUCACACCACUGGGAGGAACCAAUAUAAAGAAAAUGAAAAAAUUCUAUUAAACCUUUCAAUGAAUAGCAUUAACAGUAGCAAAAAGAAAUCCUAGGAAGAUGACGGCAGCAAGCACUGAUUUCCAGAUUCAGAAAUAUUUUCAAAGUGAUGCUUCUCUUAUAUAUACAGUAUAAAGUUUAUUGUCAUUGUACAUAUAUACACAGUAUAUCCAUACAACAAAAUUCACAUAACACCCAGAGACCAAGGCCAACACACAUGACAAUUCCCAGACACACCCCCACCCACCAAAAAUUCCCCACCCCUAAACCACCCAAGCAUCCACACAGCAGACCAAGUAAUGCUGUCCAACAGCUCACUGAUGGUGGCCCUUCAGUUCAUUGUUGAGUGCAAUUAGAGCUCUGGGAUAAAAACUAUUCAGAAGACGGGUGGCCCAAGUUUUAAUUGUUCUGUAUCUUCUGCCAGAUGCUUAAGAGCAUAAGGUGAUGUUAGGAGGAAGUAUAAGAUUAAUUCUUCCUAACGUUAUUUUCACUCAGAGAAGGGCAUUCUUAAGUCUAUGGCCCCCAUAUGGUUCUUAAGCCCCCUUUUAUUGCAGUCCCCAGAAUGUGUGACACUGAAAUAUAGCACCAUGAAUUCCUCCUGGAUGUUUGGACAGAAAAUACUAAAAGAUGCUCAAGGUUUGUUUAAAUUUAUCUUAGUAAAACCAGAAACAACUUGUCUUAAAUAGCUUGGAAAUCUUGGUUUGAUCAAGCUAUUCACCAAUGUCACAUUCUAAAGUCUGUAUAUGCCAAAAGGUUGCCAAUUUUGCUUCAGAAAGAGACCUCUCAGACACACAUUUAUACUCAUGCUUGCAAAUGGUGUUACUUGCUAGUUUGAAGGACAUUAAUCCAAGCGGAAGAUAAGGAUGGCUGGAACAUAGGCAUCCACAAAAAGGAUGAUGAAACAUGGAUCAUAAUGUCAACUCUGUCUCUUACAUUUUUGUGUGCAAUGUUAUACAAUACCAAGAAUAUAUCAGCAUUGUAAUGUCACAAUACAUGUUUUGCCACUUUGGUCUAUUCAUGGUCAGAUAUGGACCCUGGUGGGCUGAAGUAUGACCAUUUGGCACCACUUGCUAAAUUCAAUGUGUGCGGUUCUCCUCCAGCGUGUCAUGAAUCACAAACAUAAUGAGAGCUGCAGAGCAAGAUCCAGUAUUCUAUUUUGUACAUGCCAUAGUCUGGUCAAAAAGGGAAUGAUUGUGUGAAGAAUUUCAACCUGCAGCUAUGGACAGACACUGAGGUAGGCAAAACCUGGAGCCAGCAAGCAUUCUUACUGUAAAUUGCUGUAUUGAGGAGCAAAGUCAGCCAUAAAACACUCCUAUGUUAAAAGGCAGAAGGUGUGCUUAAUCUCCAGGGCUCUUAUUUUAUUUUAUUUUAUUUCCUGGGCAGAUGAGCAGACUCUCAAACUUGGCACUAUGGCUCAAAUGUCAAAUCUGAUUUUCUAAAGAUACCAAUAUGGGGUCUAGAAGUGUUCAUGUAAAUUGAGAUUUUGCUGAAGGCUGGUGCCUUGAACAUGACAGCUUGCCAUUUAAUUUUUUAAAAAUUAUUAUUAAAAUCAGAUGGUUUAGGGAGCCUAGGGAGUAUCAAGAACAUCAUCUGUGGGUAUGCUCAUGCUCAAGGACAUCACACUGCCUACUUCAGGACACAAUAUUUUCAUCAAUGACUCAUCAAUAUUUUUUUGCCAUGCUUUUGAAAAUUAAAACUCUUUAGCUUGUAAAUGGAGCCGAACAAAGAACAAUGACUUGAUUGCAAGAAAGCGGGUGGAGGAAGAAUAGUGGGUUUAUAAACAAAUGAAUUAAUAAAAUGUCAUCCACUAUCCACUGAAUGGGCAGGAUAGAGAGUUAUCAAGAUCUACUGAACGAGGCUCCAAAAUGAAAUUCCAAAUAUUUUUGGAAGGGUUUGUAUUUUUUUCCCCUUCUUCUUUCAUUACGAACACACUUUGUCAAAAGUAAUUUAUGUCAACAUAUUUUUCUUCCCUUUUUAACCAAAGCAUGUACCAGAAUUUGUCUGUUAAGAUGCUAGAAUAAACUCCACUUCUAAAAGUUA
Messenger RNA from Pantherophis guttatus, 8551 nucleotides. RefSeq names its product polypeptide N-acetylgalactosaminyltransferase 16 (gene GALNT16). Gene Ontology annotation, molecular function: polypeptide N-acetylgalactosaminyltransferase activity. NCBI's taxonomy places the organism in Eukaryota, Metazoa, Chordata, Lepidosauria, Squamata, Colubridae. Gene Ontology annotation, biological process: protein O-linked glycosylation. The record is from RefSeq and is a predicted model, not a curated record. Gene Ontology annotation, cellular component: Golgi apparatus.